This is a messenger RNA of Nasonia vitripennis (jewel wasp), 867 nucleotides long. RefSeq names its product probable salivary secreted peptide. The coding region runs from base 440 to 820 and encodes 126 amino acids. The record is from RefSeq and is a predicted model, not a curated record. Lineage: Eukaryota; Metazoa; Arthropoda; Insecta; Hymenoptera; Pteromalidae. The transcript has 3 exons.
GAAGUCGAUGCCGCGUAAUCUUUCACUGACGAACUUGAUAGUGACGUAAGAGUGGCCAACUCCACCAGCGAUGAUCUCGGCUGUGGCGCCGUGUCCGUUGUCGUGCUUGUCAAGGGCGCGGACCAUCGUGAUUUUAGCGAACGUGUCACCCUCAAAAGUCCUUGUAAUCGAACCUUUCUCGCCCCACCAAGCGGCGUCUUUCUCGAUGUGUUCCAGCUGAAGAAGGCGAUCACCAGCGACAUGAUCACCGAUGAUCAAGUCAUUGUUGGCGAAAGUUACAGCCAAGGUGGCGAAGACGGCCAGAAUGAAGACAUAUUGGGAUGUCAUUUUGAAUCUGUGUUUGAAGACUUGUUCUUAUCUACGAAGUAAACUUUGAUUUUGUAUCUCAAUGCGCCAGAGGCAACGAUACUAUAAAUGAUUUUCACAGUUCACAUUAAAAAUGGCAUUACAACGUAUCCUUUUCUUCACUAUCUUCGCCACCUUAGCGGUCAGUGCACAAUCAGAGUCAACAGUGGCAAGACAGAACGACUUGGUCAUCGGUAGACGAGUCGAAGGCGACUACCUUCUCAAUCGCAGUUUUAUUAAAAAGGAUGCUAGUUGGAUAGGAAAGGUCGUGACAUUCACAAAGACAUUCACUGGAGAUGGCGUCUCCACGAUCACACAAGUCAAAGCUCUUGAGCAACACGAAAAUGGAGCUAGUGCAAAAGUUAUCGCAGGUGGAGUCGACUACCUUUACGUUACUUUGAGACUAGAGAGCGAGAGGUAUCGUCACAUUGACUUCGUUGUUGAAAUUUACGGGAAAAAGGCAUCGACUGAAUAAUAUUAUGUAAUUCUUGUGAUUGAAAUAAAUGAGUAUAAUAAUUCGUA